AUGCCUUAUCAAGACGACGAAACGCCAGUCGGUAGCAUGCCCCCACCAGGACCACGGCCCUGGUCACCCCCUGACCCAAGAAACCCUGGCGACACCUAG
This is a messenger RNA of Fulvia fulva, 99 nucleotides long. RefSeq lists its product as uncharacterized. The record is from RefSeq and is a predicted model, not a curated record. The transcript has 2 exons. Lineage: Eukaryota; Fungi; Ascomycota; Dothideomycetes; Mycosphaerellales; Mycosphaerellaceae. Bases 1 to 99 code for a protein of 32 amino acids.